Molecule: messenger RNA, 1281 nt
Organism: Rotaria sp. Silwood1
Lineage: Eukaryota; Metazoa; Rotifera; Eurotatoria; Philodinida; Philodinidae
Source: the annotation of a GenBank genome assembly
AUGGCUGCUGUCGAGCAAAUUCCAUCCAAUGAUGGUUUAAAACGAAGACGUCGUCAUUCUACAAUAUCAAGUACAACAUUUGAUAGUGAAGCUCAAGAUCUUAUUGAACAAUGGGAAAACUUAUCGAUUGAAAUGGAUUCAUUCGAACAACAACAUCAAACAUAUUUAACAAAAUUACAAGAAAUUGAAAAUCUUAAGAAAAAACAUCGACUAGAAUUUAAUCGAAUUCAAGAAAAAAUUAAUAAUUUAAAACAAUUAAUUGAUAUACAUAAAUCAUUAAUUAUUGUUCCAGAUGAUAAGCAAGAAAAUAAAAUAAAAAAAGAUAAAUCUGAAUUAUUACGUAUUCGUCGUGAAAGUGAAAAACGAGAAGAAACACCUGAAGAACGUGUAAUUCGUUUAAAUACAAUACAUGAACAUUUAAUUACACAACGUUCGGAUUAUCUUACAAGAAUUAAAUAUACAUUACCACAGCCACCUGAACGAUAUUUACGUAUUAUUCUUGGAAAUGAAUUACCUGUAUCUAUAUUAGAUAAAUCUCAACAAUGGAAAUAUAAAGAAAAUUAUGAACAAUUUAAAUUACGUGUUACAUUAAUUAUAAUGAUUGUAUCAUUAUUAAUGUCAACAAUAAUACCAGCUAGUCGUGUAAUUGAUGCUGGUUUUUAUUUUCUACUUGUUUGGUAUUAUUGUACAUUAACAAUUCGUGAAUCAAUACUUGUUGCAAAUGGUUCAAAUAUACAAUUUUGGUGGCGUUUACAUCAUUUUAUAUCAACAGUAUGUUCAUCUAUUAUUCUUAUAUGGUCAUCAACUCAAUCAUACAAAAUAUUUCGACAACAACAUUAUAUUUUUUCGUUAUAUAUUAGUUAUGUUCAAGUUCUUUUAUAUUAUUAUCAAAGAGGUCUUCUUUAUCGUUUGAGAGCUUUAGGUGAUUCAGAUGAAUUACAAAUAACAAUUGAAGGUUUUCAUUCAUGGAUGUUACGUGGACUUACAUUUUUAGUACCAUUUCUAUUUAUGGGAUAUCUAUUUCAACUGUAUAAUGCUUAUGUUCUCUAUAAUUUAUCAAUUGAUCAAAGUGCUGAACCUAAUUCCGAUUGGCAAAUUUUAUUAAAAGUUCUUGCCUUAAUAUAUUUCAUUCUCUUUCUUGGCAACUUUCUAACAAUGUAUAUGGUUAUUCGACGCAAAAUUCGUGAACGUAUAGCAGAUAUUCAAUGGUUACGACAUCGUUAUGAAAGUUUUAUAACAUUAAUAGGACGUGUACGACAAGUUAAAUCAUCUCAGAAAUGA